This is a messenger RNA of Lutra lutra (Eurasian river otter), 957 nucleotides long. Its product is annotated as olfactory receptor 8K1-like. Gene Ontology annotation, cellular component: membrane. Lineage: Eukaryota; Metazoa; Chordata; Mammalia; Carnivora; Mustelidae. Gene Ontology annotation, biological process: sensory perception of smell; G protein-coupled receptor signaling pathway. Gene Ontology annotation, molecular function: G protein-coupled receptor activity; odorant binding; olfactory receptor activity. The record is from RefSeq and is a predicted model, not a curated record.
AUGAACCAUAUGGAGAAACAGAAUCAUACUGCAGUGAGUGAGGUGACUGAAUUUAUUCUCAUGGGGAUCACCAACAACCCUGGGCUGCAAGCACCUUUCUUUGGAAUCUUCCUCCUCAUAUACUUGGUUACAGUGAUAGGCAAUCUGGGCAUAGUUAUCUUGACCCAUUUGGACUCCAAGCUACAUACUCCCAUGUACUUUUUUCUUAGACAUUUGUCAAUUACUGAUCUUGGUUAUUCCACUGUCAUUGGCCCAAAGAUGAUGGUAAACUUUGUGGUGCCCAAAAAUACAAUUUCCUACAAUUGGUGUGCCACCCAGCUGGCAGUUUUUGAGAUUUUUAUUAUCACUGAACUGUUUAUUCUUUCAGCAAUGGCCUAUGAUCGCUAUGUAGCCAUCUGUAAACCUCUCCUCUAUGUUGUCAUCAUGGCAGAGAAGGUGUGUUGGGUGCUGGUCCUUGCACCUUAUCUCUACAGCACAUUUGUGUCACUCUUUCUCACAAUUAAGUUAUUUAAAUUGUCCUUCUGUGGCUCUAACAUUAUCAAUUACUUUUACUGUGACUGCCUUCCUCUCAUAUCCAUGCUUUGUUCUGACACGCAUGAAUUAGAAUUGAUCAUUUUAAUUUUUGCAGGCUGUAAUUUGCUCUCUUCCCUCUUGAUUGUUUUUAUAUCCUACCUGUUCAUUCUUGUGGUCAUCAGGAUGAACUCAACCGAGGGGAGAUACAAAGUCUUCUCCACCUGUAGCUCCCAUCUGACAGUGGUGGUUGUGUUCUAUGGGACGUUACUGUUUAUUUACCUGCAACCCAAAUCUAGCCAUACUUUUGAUAUUGAUAAAAUGGCCUCUGUGUUUUACACCCUGGUGAUCCCUAUGCUGAAUCCAUUGAUCUACAGCUUAAGGAACAAAGAAGUAAAAGAUGCUCUGAAGAGAACUUUAACCAUUGGAUGCAAAAAUUCCACUUAA